AGCCAGGAAGGCAUCCAUCUAGUGUGUGUGUGUGUGUGUGUGUAUGUAUGUGUGUGUAUCUCCUUGGGAAGUGCCAUCCACGGAUUGUGUUGCAUUCCGUAAGAAAGUAAGCAGAGAGGCGCGUGGAGCAGCAGCAGCAGGCCCAGAGAGGAGAGCUAUAGCCAUGUCUUCCAGCUCAGCGAUGGUGCGGAUCCUGAUAAAGGGCGGCAAGGUGGUGAACGACGACUGCACCCAGGAGGCCGACGUCUACAUCGAGAACGGCAUCAUCCAGCAGGUGGGGAAGGAGAUGAUGAUCCCAGGUGGAGCCAAAGUGAUCGACGCCUCGGGAAAACUGGUCCUCCCCGGGGGGAUCGACACCAGCGUCCACCUGGAGGAGAGCUUCAUGAACGCGACCACGGCGGACGACUUCUACAGCGGCACCAAGGCUGCUCUCGCUGGCGGUACAACAAUGGUGAUCGGACACAUUCUGCCAGAGAAGGAUGAGUCUUUGCUGGAAGCCUACGAGAAGUGCCGCAGCUCGGCGGACUCCAAAGCCUGCUGUGACUACGCUCUGCACGUGGGAGUUACUUGGUGGGGACCAAAGGUGCGAGCGGAGAUGGAGAAGCUGGUGAGGGAGAACGGAGUGAAUUCCUUUCAGAUGUUCAUGGCCUAUAAGGACACGUUCAUGCUGAGGGACAGCGAGCUCUUCCAGGCUCUGCAGCACUGCAAGGACAUUGGAGCUAUAGCAAGAGUCCACGCUGAGAACGGGGAACUGGUGGCCGAGGGUGCAAAAGAAGCACUGGACCUGGGCAUCAGCGGCCCAGAGGGGAUCGAAAUCAGCAGGCCUGAAGAGUUGGAAGCGGAGGCGACCCACAGGGCAAUCACCAUCGGCAACAGGGCCCACUGCCCGAUCUACCUGGUCAAUGUGUCCAGUAUGUCUGCCGGAGACGUAGUAGCUACAGCCAAGAUGCAGGGUAAGGUUGUCCAGGGUGAAACCACCACAGCCCACGCUGUGCUGAACGGAAUGCAGUACUACCAUCAGGACUGGGCCCACGCGGCGGCACACGUCACCGUGCCUCCUCUCCGCCUGGACCCCAGUACUCCCAAUUACCUAAUGAGCCUGCUGGGAAACGACACUCUGAAUGUCGUGGCGUCCGACCACCGUCCUUUCACCAUCAAACAGAGAGCCAUGGGUAAGGACGACUUCACAAAGAUCCCCCACGGGAUUCCUGGCAUUCAGGAUCGCAUGAGCGUCAUCUGGGAGAAAGGAGUGCUUGGAGGUAAAAUGGAUGAGAAUCGCUUUGUUGCAGUCACAAGCUCAAACGCUGCCAAGAUCUACAACCUCUACCCGAGGAAAGGCAGGAUCAUCGCAGGAGCAGAUGCUGAUGUGGUGGUCUGGGACCCCGAGGGAUCCAAGACCAUUUCUGUGGCUAACCAGGUCCAGGGAGGAGACGUGAACCUGUACGAAGGUCUCCGCUGUCAUGGUGUUCCCCUGGUCACCAUCAGCCGUGGCCGUGUGGUUUAUGAAAACGGCAUCUUCACGUGUGCUGAGGGCUCCGGGAAGUUCUGCCCCCUGAGGACCUUCCCAGAUUACCUCUACAAGAAGAUGGUUCAGAGGGAAAAGAGCCAGGCUGUGAAAGCUGUGGAGCGAGAGCCCUACACAGGUGAAGUUGUUGCUGUGCUCAACUCAGGAAAGAGGGACUUUGGGGUUUCAGAUCUGGACACUCCGACGCGGCCCUGCACCCGGCACGGUGGCGUGAGGGACCUCCAAGGGUCCAGCUUCAGUCUGUCUGGUGCCCAGAUCGAUGACAACAUCCCAAAGAGGUCCUCGGCCAGGAUCCUCGCUCCUCCUGGAGGGAGAUCCAGCGGCAUCUGGUAACCAAUCAGACGGCCCCGUACGUGAAGCGGAAGAACGACACGUGAGGGAAACACACGGCCGAGCAAGACGACUUGUUUUUAUUUCUGGAAGCUUAGGAUACAUGUUGGGUAAUGGAGUUUUUAUUUUAACUCGGCACAGUUACAUAGGACUGUAAAACAUUAAACUGUAUGACGUUUGCCGUAAUAAUUUUGGAAUGUGGAUCAAGGAAAACUAUUACUAGCUAAGUGGUUACCAAAAGGGUUAACCAAAUAUAAGCGGCAAAGAAACAAGAAGUUGGAUCACAUUAGGGGGGGAAUAUGUUACGAAUAGUUUUAGGAUUAUGAAGGCGAGUCAUGGUUUUUAUGAUGCGGUUGUGUUACCUCACUGUAAAAUACGAUUUUGCACUUGUAUCAUGUACUAUUUAGAUGCCUUUUUACAUGAUUUAAUGUCACAAAUAUCACAAAUGUCUUUCUUACUGCGAGCGAUGGUGAAUGAAAUGUAAUAAAUUAUUACAAGGCUGACAUUAAUAAUAUGCCAGCUAUGGAAAAAUAUAGAUGACCAAUUGAUGAGAAAUAUCAUAAUGCAAGCUAACCUUUUAUAUGCGUUUAUGUAUUAUUUAUAUUGUUAUUUGUGCUGUUUUGCGUCGAUGCUACCGUGUUAGAUUUCCUAAGUAAGAAUGAGGUCUUUGUUAAGUAGUUCGUCGUUGUCAGAUUAGUAUUUCAGCUCAUGUUUACAGCCUUAUAGCAGAAUAGACUUCUGUUCCACCCCCACCAAAUGUGAAUGAGUCUAUGCUGUGUGUGCAUGGGAGCAUAGUUAGAACUACUGUAAUAGCCACUGGUGUUGCUCGUGUUACGCAGCAUCCUUUGUGAUCGUAUCCAUUUUCCACAGAGAGCAAAAAGUCUCACCCAAACUGCCUUUUUCUCACCCGAGAACACAGACGCCCACAAACGCAUCGUCCCACACGGCACAGAUCAAGACAUGUUGAGCGUUUCUUUUAGAGCGGGCAAAGCGUUCCUCCGACUGAUGUAACACCAGAAGCAUAAAGAGAAGGUGACGUUGAACAGCAGAUGUGUUAGUCAGUUAAUGCCAUUUCUUCAGGGGAUCGAAAGCCUUCACACUACGCCACUGAAAGCUCAGCAUCAUAACUGGAAGGCAUGCUUGUUUAGCAACUACAGCAAAGCACUGAUACUACUACUGUCUUUUUAUUCUUUCUUUUUAGUUCCAGAGUUGUGAAUAAUUGUUUUAGUAAUUGAUUUUGUUGUAUUUUGUUGUCAAAACUGCAGUGUAAAGCAGAUAAUUUUUAACCUCAGUCAUCACGCUACAGUUCACGUUCUGCAUCGUUGUUUGUUUUGUACUAAUUUCACUUUUAGAAGCUCCAGUGAAUCUUGUCGUGUCUUCCCGUUCCCAAAUGUACACUGGUGCUGAACAAUGUGUCGUCACAUUGAAUUCCUUUUGUCUCUUAUUUCUUCUUGCAGCUCUAUAUCACAUGAUUUGAGUGCAAAUAAACCACAAUGAAAUCUCAAA
Messenger RNA from Cottoperca gobio, 3361 nucleotides. RefSeq names its product dihydropyrimidinase like 5a (gene dpysl5a). Gene Ontology annotation, molecular function: hydrolase activity, acting on carbon-nitrogen (but not peptide) bonds, in cyclic amides. The transcript is spliced from 13 exons. Lineage: Eukaryota; Metazoa; Chordata; Actinopteri; Perciformes; Bovichtidae. Gene Ontology annotation, cellular component: cytoplasm; cytosol. The record is from RefSeq and is a predicted model, not a curated record. The coding region runs from base 44 to 1858 and encodes 604 amino acids.